UGUGCGAAAAAAUACCCGGAGCUCUUUCUUCUCCCCGGUUACCGAAUAUGACACAAUGUGCGCUGGUAUAAAAAGCUAGGGCCACUCCUAUCGGGGCUCCACACGGCUUGUCUGGAGGAGGCAGAACGAGGUCCUGUGCGCAGAAGAAAAGGGAGGCAGCUCCGAGCACAGGAUGGCCACGCUAGUACAAUCCGCAGAGAUGGAGACAUUAGGGGACCAGAGUAACACUGUGGCGUCUCCGACAUCCUGCAGCCCCUCUCAUCACUUCAUUGACAGCAAAUUCUACCUGCUUGUGGUUAUCGGGGAGAUCGUCACGGAGGAUCACCUGAAAUGUGCCAUUGCGGACAUAGAGAAAGGAAUCCGUUCAUGGGACACCAACCUCAUCGAGUGCAACCUAGACCAGGAACUCAAGCUGUUUGUCUCCCGCCAUUCAGCUCGUUUUUCUCCAGAUGUCAAAGGACAGAGAAGUCUUCACCACAGAAGUAAUGUCUUGGAGACGGUGGUUCUUAUCAACCCUUCAGAUGAAGCCGUCAGUACUGAGGUUCGCCUGAUGAUCUCAGAUACUGCAAGACACAAGCUCCUGGUUCUCUCAGGUCAAUGCUCUGAAAACACUGGAGAGCUCAUCCUUCAGUCUGGAUCGUUCUCCUUCUUCAACUUCAUAGACAUAUUCACUGACCAAGAGAUUGGUGAAUUGCUCAGCACCAUUCACCCAGCAAACAAGGCCAACCUUACUAUCUCCUGCCCAGAACAAGGCGCCUGGAAAAACUCCAGCUUAGACAAACACAACCUGCAAGACUUCAUUAACAUGAAGCUGAACUCCGCUCUCAUACUCCCUGAAAUGGAAGGCCUUUCAGAGUUCACAGAGUAUUUAUCAGAAUCGGUAGAAAUCCCAUCUCCAUUUGACAUGUUAGAACCACCGACCUCAGGUGGAUUCCUCAAACUGUCCAAACCAUGCUGUUACAUUUUCCCAGGUGGUCACGGUGACUCUGCUCUGUUUGCCGUCAAUGGCUUCAACAUGCUCAUCAAUGGGGGCUCCGACAGGAAGUCUUGCUUCUGGAAGCUGGUACGGCAUUUGGACCGGGUUGAUUCUAUCCUCCUAACACACAUCGGUGACGACAACCUGCCGGGCAUUAACAGCAUGUUGCAGAGAAAAACUGCAGAAAUUGAAGAAGAACAGUCUCAAGGUUCCACUGCUAACAGUGACUGGGUCAAGAACAUGAUAUCACCAGAUAUCGGCGUUGUGUUUGUGAACCUCCCAGAAAACCUGGAUAACUCUGAACCAAAUUAUAGGGUGAGAAUGAAUAUUGAGGAGGCAGCAAUGACGCAGCAGUUCCUCGUCAAGCUAAAUUUGCGGACGGAGCCCUUACAGAGGCCCGUGGGAAACACUAUAGAACCAGUCAUACUCUUUCAAAAAAUGGGUGUUGGGAAGCUUGAGAUGUAUGUGCUUAAUCCAUCAAAGAACAGCAAGGAGCUGCAGUACUUCAUGAAACAGUGGACAGGUAGAAAAGACACAGCUUCCAUUCUGCUCCCAAAUGGAAAAGAAUCAGAAUUCCCCAUCACUUAUUUGACAUCGAUUUCCUCGCUAAUUGUGUGGCACCCCGCCAGUCCAACAGAUAAGGUUGUGCGUGUUCUCUUUCCUGGAAAUGCCACUCAACAUCACAUCUUUGAAGGUUUAGAAAAGCUAAAACACUUAGACUUCUUGAAGGAGCCAGCUGUCACUCUAAAAACCAUGUCUUCUAACACGCCAUCAACACCGACACUAAAACAAGCUAAGAUGAAACACAGAACAGACAGCAAAGAGAGCCUUAAGUCUACCCCGAAGCCAUCGCCAAGCAAGAGCUUCAGGAAGGAAUCAAGGGACGAAGCUCCCGAAAAGGCAAAGACAGACGCAGAAUUAUCUCAGGAAAAAACACAAAUGGAGAAAAAAGAAAAGGUUCUGGCAAAAAAGGAAAAAGCCAAGCUGCCUGAAAAGGAAACUAAAGUGAAGGCAGAGCAAACGCUGCAAAAUGAAACUCCAGAGAAGAAGUCUGAAAUAAAACCUAAAAUGGAAAAGAUCAAAAAGGAGCCAAAAAAGUUUGUGGAUAAGAAAAAGGAUGUGAAAAAAGAAGUGGCAAAGAAAGACGAUACACCUAAAAAAGCACUGCAUAAAGAGGACGCAAAGAAAGAUAUAAAACGCAAUAUCAGGAGAGAUUCUCCACUGAAGGAGAAGAAGGAAGAGAAAAAAGACCAAAAGAAAGAGGAUUCAAAGAAAGAUGUUAAGAAACCUUUCAAAGACAUAAAAAAGACAUCCACUGCAGGUGAGGGAAAGACUCCAGCACCAAAAGUAAAGUCUCAUAAAAAAGAUGAUGCCUCAAAGAAAGAUGUAGAAGUCCCUUCAAAAUUAAAAGACAAAGGAACAUCAAAGGCAGCAAAGAAAGAGGCAGCGCUGGACAGUAGCAAACCUGCAGCAAGAUUAACUGAUGCUGCGGAGGAUCCAGGGGUACUGAGGUCUCUAAUGUCCUCACCGGAGGACCUCACCAGGGACUUUGAGGAGCUCAGAGCUGAAGAGGUGGUAGAUGAUGAUGCAACUGUGCACCAAAACAAGGAAGAGGAGGCUGUGAUGAUCCACCAUGAAGAAAUAACACAAAGCAAAGAGUCACCAGAGGCAUUAGAAUCUGUGGAUGAGGGGAUAACCACAACAGAGCCCGAAGGAGACAGUGGAGCAACUCCAGAUGAACAAGGUCUUAAGGAAAAACUUGGUGGCAGUGUGAGUGAGAAGUUUGAAGAUGAGGGCACUGUAAUGGAAGAGACAUUUGAAGGAGGAGAUUAUGAAGAAAAAGGCGAGACGGAAGAAGUUUAUGAACCACCAAGAGUUGAAUCCCUGGAACUUAAGGUUGUUCCUGAUGUAGAUGACCUUCGAAACAAAAGUACUGCAGACAAACUAGAAGGGAGUAUUGAGGAGAGCAUUGAUGUGACAAAUAAGGAUGUCAGUGAAAAGGAAGUAAAGCAACAGUGUCCGUUUUUAUCAGCCUCACCUAAAGUGUCUUCACCAGUUUCUCCAGCUGCAUCAAUCCAUGAUGAAGUGUUGCCAGUUGGUUGCUUCGGGAGUGAAACAGUCUCUGAUGAUGACAGCAGAGAUGAUCACCACGAUUACUACACUUUCACCUGUGGUCACACUCAGUCCACAGUUGAAAUUUCCAGUGUGCCUACUCCAAUGGAUGACAUGUUGACACCUCGGGAUAUUAUGAGUGAUGAAACGGCCAAUGGUGAAACAGAGUCUCCUUCACAGGACGUUGGCAAGUUUGGAACAUAUGCAAGUGGUGAGAUUGAUAGGAAGAAGCUCUCACCACUUCAGGAUGUUCCAGGAUCAGAACAUUCUCAGAGUGAUGCCACAGAGGGCCAAGUCUAUAAUCCUUCUGCAUCCACAAUAUCCCCUCCUACACCCCUAGAAGAGGAUAAAUUCUAUAAGGAGUUUCCCUCUGAAGGAAAAGUUGGAGAGUUUGCCUCAGCCCAAGAGUCAUAUGGCAUAUAUGACACUGACUUGGUUAGAUUGAGUUCCACUUCUACAACAUCACCUCUUGUUCGAUCACCCUCAGUUGAGCAAAAGGAGAGAUUUGAUUCUCCAUCCACCCUUGCUGCACCAAUAGAAUUGUCCACCACACUAGCAGAUUGCACCAGAGCUACCACUGAACCUUCUGCCAGCCCAGAUGAUAAGACUUUGGAAGGAACUAACUCACCUCGAUCAUCAGGUCACACACCUUACUAUCAGUCACCAGUAGAGGAGAAAGCAGGAACUCUACCACCUAUGACAGAAGAAAAGCCACAGGGUCCCAUAAUAGUUGAGGUCACAAGUGACAAAGAAGACUCCUCCAACAGGGUUUCUCCAGAGCCCAGUGAGCCUAAGCAAGAAAAGUCCUCUCCAGUAGAUAAGAUAAUGUCCCCUCCAAAAAGCCCUACUCCACCUCUACCGGAUUCUUCAACGACAGAAGAGUCACACUUUAAGGAAGAUCAUAGUAAAAUUGAAGAAUAUUGUAGUUCACUCACAUCUAACAUAGCGAUCAAACACGAACCAGACACUACUUCAUUUGCAGCUUUCAAAGAAGAGAGUAAAAUGUCCAUUUCUGAGGGCACCACAUCGGACAAAUCGGGCACCCCUCUUGAGGAAGUGGUUGCAGAAGACACAUUUUCACAUUUGGCGUCAGCAUCCACUGCCUCUUUGGCCACUAGCUCUUUGCCAGAGCCAACCACUGACUCUCCUUCUCUUCAUGCUGAGGUAGGUUCUCCUCACUCAACAGAGGUAGAUGAUUCUCUGUCUGUCUCUGUUGUUCAGACGCCAACAACCUUCCAUGAGGCUGAGAGAUCUCCAUCCAAAGAAGAUAGCCCCAGACCCAUGUCUAUCUCCCCAGACACCUCACUGCAGACAAAAAAUAUAACACAGACACAAGAUACAAAAUCCCCAGAACACUCUACGAUGUCAAUAGAGUUUGGCCAAGAGUCUCCUGAUCACUCUUUAGCGCUGGACUUUAGUAAACAAAUUCCAGAACAUCAGCUGGUGGGAGAAAGCUUGCGUGCUACAGAAAAUGGCCCAACUGAGGUUGAGUACAGCCCUUCAGAGGCAACCAUUUCAAAACCCACUGUAAAAGAACAUAUUUCACCAACAAAGGAACAUUUGUUUGUUGAAGAGAGAGAAUCAGUUUGUGCCACUUCCGUGACACCAUCAGAUGGAUCUCAGUCUACUCCCUCUGCUACAACCCCCUGUGAACUGACAGAGAUGCCACCCGCCACGGUAGAGCAGGUAGAUCACUCUCCAGUCACCCCAAAAGCAGCCUCUGUCACACACUCUCCCCUUUCCAAUGAGCCUUCUUCUGACAUAGGACAAACCCCAGCAAAAGACAACACCAGCCCAAGUUCACUGUCUGUGGAGAACAUCUCUACUGAGUGUGGCACACAGCAGAAAUAUGACAAGUCACCUUCACCUCCUAAAUCCAGUUCCCCAUUAUCUUCUCUUACCUUUUCUAAAGAAGAUGCACUUCCUUCAAAAAAAGAAGUUAAUCCUUUUGAAAUUGAGGAUCCUAAACCAGAAGAAAAGUCUCCUAAAAGUCCUGAAAUUCCUUCACCAUCAUAUCUGCUUUCUUCUGAUUUGUGUAAUUACAAGGGUGCUACUGGUGCCAAGGACCCAGAUUCCACUGAUAAAACCCCCUCUCCUCGUCAGUCCAAGACAGAUGUGGACCUCUGCUUAGUCACUUCAUGUGAGUAUCGUCACCCCAAGACAGAACUAUCCCCCUCUUUUAUCAACCCUAACCCUCUAGAAUACUUCAUCAGUGAAGAAAAUGCCUUGGAUGAAGAGAAGCCUAUCACCAAGUUAGGUGGAGGACCUCCACCUCCAGGGGGGAAGCUUUCCACCAAACAGUGUGAGGAGACUCCACCUACAUCCAUCAGUGAAUCUGCCCCCUCCCAGACUGAUUCAGAUGUUCCACCAGGGACUGAGGAGUGCCCUUCCAUUACAGCAGAUGCUAACAUUGACUCUGAAGAUGACUCAGAGACACUCCCUACUGACAGGACCUUAACUUACAGACAUGCUGACCCUCCUCCAGUAGCGCUCAGGGAUUCUGCUCCAUCAUCAGAUCAUCAUGAUGUGUGCAUGGUGGAUCCAGAGGCCCUCAAAGCUGAAGAAAACCUUCACAAUGCUAACACAGAAGGAGGAGAAAAGCCCAAGAAGAAAAAUAUGCCAAAAAAGUCCUCUUCCCCUGCGAGGAAGAGUGCUUUGUCAAAAAUCAAGGACUCAAAAAGCGCAUCUCCAAAGAAGAGUGUAGGAGAAGGGAAAGAUGCCAAAAAUGCAACGAAUACCUCUGCAUCCAGAGGUGUAAAAAGUGCCGCAUCAAGUACCAGCAGUGGAAAGGUAUCAAGUGGGUUAAUUCUGUCCAACUGUCCUCCCAUGUACAUGGAUUUGGUUUAUAUCCCGAAUCACUGUAGUGCCAAGAAUGUAGAUGCUGAAUUCUUCAAACGAGUGCGAUCCUCUUAUUAUGUGGCCAGCGGCAAUGAUCAAGCAGCUCAGGAGCCUAACAGGGCUGUCCUUGAUGCUCUGCUGGAAGGAAAGGCCCAGUGGGGUAAUAAUAUGCAGGUUACUCUCAUCCCAACCCAUGACACGGACGUGAUGAGGGAGUGGUACCAAGAAACCCACGACAAGCAGCAGGAGCUUAACAUCAUGGUCCUGGCAAGCAGCAGCACUGUAGUCAUGCAGGAUGAGUCCUUUCCGGCUUGUAAGAUAGAGAUGUAGGCCUGUUCACCAGCAGUGAGUGGGCGACAAAAAGCAGG
Messenger RNA from Thalassophryne amazonica, 6294 nucleotides. RefSeq names its product microtubule-associated protein 1B (gene map1b). The record is from RefSeq and is a predicted model, not a curated record. Gene Ontology annotation, cellular component: cytosol; microtubule associated complex; synapse. NCBI's taxonomy places the organism in Eukaryota, Metazoa, Chordata, Actinopteri, Batrachoidiformes, Batrachoididae. Gene Ontology annotation, biological process: microtubule cytoskeleton organization; axonogenesis; regulation of microtubule depolymerization. Gene Ontology annotation, molecular function: actin binding; microtubule binding.